Messenger RNA from Zeugodacus cucurbitae (melon fly), 2389 nucleotides. Its product is annotated as transcription factor GAGA. Gene Ontology annotation, biological process: regulation of transcription by RNA polymerase II. The record is from RefSeq and is a predicted model, not a curated record. Gene Ontology annotation, molecular function: protein binding. The coding region runs from base 455 to 2245 and encodes 596 amino acids. NCBI's taxonomy places the organism in Eukaryota, Metazoa, Arthropoda, Insecta, Diptera, Tephritidae. Gene Ontology annotation, cellular component: nucleus. The transcript is spliced from 8 exons.
AAAUUUUUAGUUGGAAAUUUUCUACGUUGGCGAGUAGUCGUGAGUAACAAAAUUUAGUGAAAGCAGUAGCAGAAGCAGCAAAAGCAGAGUUUUUUGGCUGGCUGACUGACUGCUCUGUGAGAUUUUUCAUCCAUUUUAGUGCCCACUCUGAGAACAAAAAUAAAUUCAGAAGAUUCUUUCAUAGAUUUUGCAAAGCGGGAAACUUUAAAAACAGAGACAUAAUCCGCAAGUGUUUUUCGCUUUUUUUUUUCUUUUGUUUGGUGCUAUUAUUUACAAAUUUAACAUUUGUGACAAGACAACAACACUAUCAAUAUUGUUGAAAUCGCUGGCAGUCUAGAUCGCUACUAGCAGCGGUAGAUCAACGGAAUAUCAUUAUUUCCCUUAAGUUUUAUUUAUUUUUACUGACAAAGUGCCCGGCGACAACGACGUUUAACGCCGUUGUAACGUUGGCUCGAUGAUGGCAUUGCCAAUGAACUCACUUUACUCCCUUACGUGGGGGGACUAUGGCUCGUCACUGGUGACGGCCAUUCAACUUUUACGUUGUCACAACGACUUGGUGGACUGCACUUUAGCUGCUGGCGGUCGCAGUUUUCCAGCGCAUAAAAUCGUAUUGUGUGCAGCGUCACCGUUUCUAUUGGAGCUACUAAAGAAUACGCCAUGCAAGCAUCCGGUAGUGAUGUUGGCUGGCGUCAAUGCCAACGACCUGGAAGCGUUGUUGGAGUUUGUUUAUCGCGGCGAAGUGAGCGUCGAUCACGCACAACUGCCGUCGCUGCUACAGGCUGCACAGUGUCUGAAUAUACAGGGACUGGCACCGCAAACCGUUACGAAAGACGACUACACUACGCAUUCAAUACAACUACAGCAUAUGAUACCACAACAACACCAUGACCAAGACCCACUGAUUGCCACCAUUGCUACCGCACCACAACAAACCGUACAUGCACAUGUCGUCGAUGAUAUCCAUCAAGCUGGCCAGAUUUUGCAAACGACUACACACACCAAUGCCGCCGGACAACAACAGACCAUUGUGACCGCUGAAUCGCCCAAGGAUGUUAUACAACAAUUUUUGCCCGCACGCAAACGCAAGCCACGUGUCAAGAAGAUGUCACCUUCUGCUCCGAAAGUUGCUAAGGUUGAGGGAAUGGAAACGAUUAUCACUGCACCGACCACUACUACCGUUGUACAUCAAGCUACACAACAGCAACAACAGCAGCAGCAACAACAACAGCAACAAAUACAGGUACAACAACAAACUAUUGAAAAUGGCAACGAAUCACAGAUAAUAACGUCGACGCCGCACAUUAAGAGUGAAGUGAGCAAGGUAGAGACAAUUGUGACCAUGGACCCGAAUGUAACACCGAUAUCAACCGUAAAUACAAGCGAUGUCAGCACCGGCGGUACGACACCAGCAAGUAGCACGAAAACAGUUAAACGCACCAAGAGUGAAUCCCGUUCACGCUCACAAUCGGAACAACCGGCAACCUGUCCCAUCUGUUAUGCAGUCAUACGGCAAUCACGUAACUUGCGGCGUCACUUGGAAUUACGGCAUUUCGCUAAACCCGGCGUUAAGAAGGAAAAGAAAAGUAAGUCUGGUGGUAAUGACACGACGGAUUUGAAUGCGACGGCAGAGACAGACAGCGUUAUAGCGUCCAAUGUGAGUGACAUAACAGCGACGGCAAGCGAUACAACGUCAGGCAAAAAAGUCAUAACCACAAGCACCGGCGCUGGCACCAGCAAUGCAGCUGGCACAUCAACGAUCACGACAGCAGUUAGCACCAUACCACAGGUGCAAUCGGUACAAUCGCUACACACCUUGCACACCGUGCAAGUCAAGAAAGAUCCGGAUGCGCAAAAUCAAGGACAACAAACAAUGACAGUGACCACGACGGCUGGCGGUGGUGGUCAGCAACAGCAGCAGCAGCAGCAACAGCAAGUGCAACAAGUACAGGUGCAACAGGCAACAACACAACAGGCACAACAACAACAAAUACAACAUCAUCAAAUAAUCGAUCAAUCGGGUAACAUAACCACAGCCACCACAACGGGUGGUGGACAACAGCAGCAACAACAAACUGGUGGACAAAUUGUCACACAAACGGAAAAUACAGACGGCACCACAUCGUUGUCCAUAGCGCAGGUGCAAACGUUGCAAGGCCAUCAAAUACUGGGCAAUAUCAAUCAGGGUAACAAUAAGAACAUUUUGGUAAAGAAAGUUUUCAUUUUGAAAGGCGGUAAUAAUACGUAAUGAUGAGCCAACGAUAUGAUCAGCGGUAGUGGAGGAGGCGGGAUAGGCGUGAUAGGCGGGAGCAGUGGUGGCGCCAAUAGCACCGGCAACAGCAGCAGCAACAACAUCAGCGGCAGUGUGGUGAGCAGCACACGCCUCAGCCGU